This is a messenger RNA of Heterobilharzia americana, 1035 nucleotides long. NCBI's taxonomy places the organism in Eukaryota, Metazoa, Platyhelminthes, Trematoda, Strigeidida, Schistosomatidae. The record is from the annotation of a GenBank genome assembly.
AUGACAUGUUUUGGCUGCACAUCCUGUUUCUUGUUAGUUGAUGAAAACAAAUCAAUAGAACAAUUAUGUUGGCUCAGUCUACUCCAAAUGAAUCAUCAUCAUCAUCAGAUUAAAUCACCAUCUGGUAUACCAAGACUAUUAUCUUUAAAUGAUACAUUUAAAAAGCAAAUUUCACCUUCAACUAGUGAACUGAUUACAAAAAAUAAUCAUUAUCAUCAAAAUGGUGGAAAUUAUAUAAACAAUGAACAACCUUGUAAUGACAAUAAUAAUAAUAAUAAUAAUGCACCUACAACAAUACCUACAUCACCAACUAAUUCUUCAUAUUCAUCAAAAUCUGUACCAAUUGGAAAUGUAACCAUUUCAUCGAGUAUUGUUAUGGCUAAUACUUCGAUAAUUAACCCUGGUUAUCAACGUCCAAGUCGAUCACGUGCUAUGACACAGUCAGUCACCAGACCAGAUAGAACAACUUCAGAAUGUCCUCACAAGUCAUUUGAUGUAGAAUCAGAUACAUCCAGUGUAUUUUCUAGCAGUGGUCCACCAAAACCCAUAUCUUCAAAAGUUGGUUCAUUACAGAAUGCAAAACACAAACCAGGCGGAGGCAAUGUACAAAUUUUUAAUGAAAAAGUAACUAUCAAUACAGUGAGAGGGAAGUGUAAUUCAAUGGCCAAUGUGAAGCAUAAACCAGGUGGUGGAAAUGUACAAAUUGUAGAUGAAAAACUUGAUUUCACUUCAAAUACACAAUCAAAAAUUCGAUCAUUACAAAAUGUAAAACAUAUUCCUGGAGGUGGUGAUAUAAAGAUAUCUACUGAAAAAUUAGAUUUCAAUCAGAAAGCAACAUCUAAAGUUGGUUCACUUGCAAAUGUUAAAUAUAAUCCAACUGGAGGUGAUGUGAAGAUAUUUAAUGAACACCUCCCAUGGUUAAAGUAUAAUAAGCCUAAUUUACCAGCAGCGGAAAGAGAUCGUAUCAAUAAACGUUCAAGUGGUAAUAAUAGUGAUAUGACAACGUCUUUGACAUCUGGUAGUACAGGUCAUUGA